AUGGCUGCAACUAAUGCUUCAAUCUUUACUUCAACAAAACCUUGCUUCUCUGUCACAACCUCUCUUCCUACUCAUACCAUAACAAACACGUUUGGUAGUAAUUUUCUGAAUGUUUCAUUACCAAGAUGUUACCUUAUGAAGAAAAGACAUGUGAAAGCUAGGCAUGUAAUAGCCAAUGCUGCUGCUUCUGUUGCAACAAGUCCUACUGAAGAAAUUCAAGAGUACAAGCUACCUUCAUGGGCUAUGUUUGAAUUUGGGAAGGCUGCUGUUUACUGGAAAACCAUGAGUGGUGUCCAUCCUACUUCAGGUGAAAAUCUUAAACUUUUCUAUAAUCCAGCUGCAGCAAAACUUGCUCCUAGUGAAGAAUUUGGAAUUGCUUUUAAUGGAGGUUUUAAUCAACCAAUUAUGUGUGGUGGUGAGCCAAGAGCUAUGCUAAAAAAGGAUAGAGGCAAAGCUGAUUCUCCUAUAUAUUCCAUUCAAAUAUGUGUUCCUAAACAUGCAUUAAACUUGAUCUUCUCAUUUACAAAUGGAGAAGAUUGGGAUGGUCCAUAUAGAUUGCAGUUUCAAGUUCCCAAACCCUUGCAGAACAAGCCAAUUGAAUUCUUUAAUGAGGGUUUGGCAGAGGAACUAAGUCAAGAAGGAGCAUGUGAAAAAGCAAUAUUUCCAGACACAACUACAGUUAUAUCUAAAUGUGCUAUGGUUGGUAACUUGUCAAAAGAAGGGGGUGAUCGCUGUGAUCUGAAUCUUGUUCUGGGGUGCAUCGAUCCUAGCUCGCCCAUGUACGACCCACUAGCCAAUGUAGAUGAUGGAUCAUGUCCAAUUGAUGUGGAUUCUGACUCUGAGGAAUAA
This is a messenger RNA of Vicia faba (fava bean), 849 nucleotides long. The record is from the annotation of a GenBank genome assembly. NCBI's taxonomy places the organism in Eukaryota, Viridiplantae, Streptophyta, Magnoliopsida, Fabales, Fabaceae.